Molecule: messenger RNA, 4573 nt
Organism: Neoarius graeffei (lesser salmon catfish)
Lineage: Eukaryota; Metazoa; Chordata; Actinopteri; Siluriformes; Ariidae
Gene: ephb4b
Product: eph receptor B4b
Exons: 17
Coding region: 545-3475 (976 amino acids)
Biological process (GO): protein phosphorylation; cell surface receptor protein tyrosine kinase signaling pathway; axon guidance
Cellular component (GO): neuron projection; plasma membrane
Molecular function (GO): transmembrane-ephrin receptor activity; protein binding; ATP binding
Source: RefSeq, a predicted model, not a curated record
CCAGUUUUCAGUGUCCCGCGCUGUCCGCUGCUGAUGUGUGCGCGUGAGAGAGAGAGAGAGAGAGAGAGAGAAAGAACUUUUCACUCUGAGUUUCUAUUGUCGGGUUGUUUUUCCUGGAGCGGAGUGAGUGUGUGUCAGUGUGUGUGUGUGUGUGUGUGGGAAAGUGUGCAAGCGGAUUUUUAUUUAUUAUUUUUAAAACCCUUUCCCCUUCUCCGCUGAGGACUCUGCAGCAGGAGGAAAUGUCGGGUGGAUUUGCGCUCGCGCUCCUCCGGUAACCCGGAUUCUGUGCGCGAGUCCCGGAGCGCGCGCUGCUGCAGGAACACACGGGGAAUUCACCAUUAAAGAAUACACUCUCACUCACACACACACACACACACUGUUUUAUUUCUCUCCGGUAAUCUGGAUUUACAACUUUAAUGUCGGAAAUUUAAAGUGUCCCGGUCCGAGCGGUGGCGCGCGCAGCAGUGUGUGGGUGUGUGUGUGGGGGGGCUGCUGUAAUUGAUUAGUGAAGAAUAGAAGUGUGUGAGGAGUGUGUAACGGAGAGAUGGAGCGCGUGCACUCGGUGUGGACGGUGUGUGUGUGUUUCGCCUUCAUCAGACUCAGCAGCUGGAGUUCAGCAGAAGAAGAAGUUGUGAUGAAUACGAAGUCAGAAACAUCUGAUCUCAGGUGGACCAUCUACCCUGCUACUGAUCCUGAGUGGGAGGAGAUGAGUGGUCUGGAUGAAGAAGGAAACAGUGUGAGGACGUUUCAGAUCUGUCCUGACGGGGGCUCAACAUCUCACUGGCUAAGGACACGUCUGAUCCCAGUGGGCGGAGCCUCUCAGCUCUAUGUGGAGAUUCGUUUCACCAUCAUGGAGUGUGGCUCACUGCGCACACACUCACACACACACACCUGCAAGGAGACCUUCAAUGUCUACUACUACCAGAGCGAUGAUGACUCAGGCACGCUCACACACCCUGCCUGGAUGGAGAACCCAUACACCAAGGUGGACACGGUGGCAGCUGACUUCCUGUUGCGUCGCGGUGGUGAAAGGAAGUCGAACGUGAAGACGCUGCGUGUUGGUCCGAUCACUAAAGCUGGGGUUUAUUUAGCGUUCCAGGCUCAGGGUGUGUGCAUGGCGCUGCUAGCCGUGCGUGUUUACAUUAAAAAAUGCCCCUCCAUUGUUCGCAAUUUCUCCGCCUUCCCUGAGACUCUUCCUCAUUCGCUGGUGCAGCAGGCUCAAGGCGAGUGUGUGGAGAACUCUGCCCCCUCAGGUCCUGAUGCCCGCCCACCCACCAUGCUGUGUGGAGAGGACGGGCAGUGGGUGGAGCCUGCUUCAACUUCCUGUGCAUGUAAAGCCGGAUACGAGCCCGUGGACACGGACCGCUGCCGAGCAUGUGGGUCGGGUCAGUACAAGGCACUGAUGGGAGCGAGUGUGUGUCGUGUGUGUCCAGUGAACAGUAACACACACUCUCCUGGAGCUGCUGUGUGUUCCUGUCGCCCUGGUUACUACAGAGCACCAACCGACACACCUGACAUGGCCUGUACCAAGCCCCCCUCUGCACCUCGGAACAUUGUCCCGCAGGACAAUGACACAAUGGUAGUGUUGGAGUGGAGUGAGCCUGUGGAGCGCGGUGGACGCUCGGACCUGUCGUACUCUGUGGAGUGUGUGCGCUGCAGUGCAAGUGUGUGUGUGCCAUGUGCGGAGAGUGUGCUGUAUCGGCCCGCGCAGUCAGGAUUGACGGCGCGGAGAGUGGUGAUCCACGGCCUGCAACCACACACACGCUACACCUUCACCAUCUUUGCUAUCAACGGAGUUACAGCUGCCAGCAACACACAUGCUGCAUCAGUUAGCAUCAACAUCACCACCAGCAGCUAUGUCCUCGUCCCAGUCUCAGGAAUCAGGAGAACAAAUGUAUCUGAGACAAGUCUGACUCUGAGCUGGAAUGUCCCGGAACACACACUGCACACCAUAACAGAGUUCCAGCUACGAUAUUCUCUACAGGGUGAGGACGAAGCAUGGCAGUAUGUCAGCAGUAAACUGAACUCAGUGGUUCUGCCGAAUUUGUCUCGCUCAUCUCAAUACAGAGUUCAAGUACGAGCCAGAACCAGCGCUGGUUACGGACAGUUCAGUAGCCUUGCUACAGUCAGAACACUGCCUGAUGAUGCCGAGUCUCACACUCGCAUGAUAGUGACUGGUGUGUUGGUUGCUAUGGGACUCCUUAUCCUCAUCGCCGUAGUAACUGUUGCCAUAUUUUGCUUCCGAAAGCAUAGCAGAAUGAGGGACUCAGAGUUGGAUAAAAAUGGACAGUAUCUCAUGACUCCAGGCAUGAAAGUUUAUAUCGAUCCAUUUACAUAUGAGGACCCGAACGAAGCAGUGCGAGAGUUCGCUAAAGAGAUUGACGUCUCGUUCGUGAAGAUUGAAGAGGUAAUCGGAGCAGGGGAGUUUGGUGAGGUGUGUCGAGGACGCCUGCGUGUUCCUGGUAAGAAGGAGAACUACGUGGCUAUCAAGACUUUAAAGGGGGGCUACACAGACAAACAGAGGCGGGACUUCCUGUCUGAGGCGUCAAUCAUGGGCCAGUUCCACCAUCCCAACAUCAUCCACCUGGAGGGAGUGAUUACUACUUCCUGUCCAUCCAUGAUCAUCACCGAGUACAUGGAGAAUGGAGCACUUGAUUCAUUCCUCAGGAUGAAUGAUGGUCAGUUCACCCCCCUGCAGUGUGUUGGUAUGCUUCGUGGUAUAGCCAGUGGGAUGAAGUACCUCAGUGAGAUGGGCUUCGUCCACCGAGACCUCGCUGCCCGGAACAUCCUCGUUAACAGCAACCUGGUGUGUAAAGUGUCUGAUUUUGGUCUGUCCAGGUUCCUGACGGAGAGUUCCUCAGACCCAACGUACACCAGCUCGCUGGGUGGGAAGAUUCCGAUUCGCUGGACAGCUCCUGAGGCAAUCGCAUUCCGUAAAUUCACCUCCGCUUCCGAUGUCUGGAGUUACGGCAUCGUCAUGUGGGAAGUGAUGUCAUUCGGAGAGCGGCCAUAUUGGGACAUGAGCAACCAGGAUGUGAUCAAUGCUAUAGAACAAGAUUACCGUUUGCCCCGCCCCACCGAUUGCCCUGCCUCCCUGCAUCAGCUGAUGUUGGAUUGUUGGCAGAGAGAGCGUGCAUCCCGCCCCCGAUUCUGUGACCUCGUAAACUCUCUUGACAAGCUUAUUCGCAAUCCCACCUCUCUCAAACACACCACUCACUCACAGGACGGGUUGUUGCUGGAUCAGCGUCCCUCACUCUCUCAGUGUAUGUCUGUAAGUGAGUGGCUGAAGGGUAUCAAAAUGGAGCGAUAUGAGGAGAACUUCAUACAAGCUGGGUUUACCACGUUAGAGCUCAUCGCUCAGAUCAGCACUGAGGACCUGCUGCGUAUCGGUGUCACCCUGGCUGGUCAUCAGAAGAAGAUUCUCUCCAGCAUCCAGACCAUGAGAGUCCAAUCCAAAAACUCACUGAGAUACUGAACACACACGAUGGAAAAGUCUCCUUCCCAUGAUCCUUUGCACUUCGAGACCACUACACAUGAUGGCCAACCAUAGUGUCUCCACAAGGAAUACCUUCAUCGAUCACACCCACCAGUCGAAACUCACUAUAUUUGUAGAUGUCAUAGGACGUGCUCCAUGUCCAUCUUUGGAUCGUGCCUGAUGACAUCACACUCUGUACAUUUCAGCAUCCAAUCAGAGCUCACCGUUUUUACAAAAGAUCUAUGAUGUCAUUACACAUCGCCGUGCCUCAUAGACCAACCACUGUCCGGCAUUCCAUGGUGUGUUCGCCUAACUGGCUGAGCUUGCACUCGGAUGUUGAGGAGAGACAGACUCCUUCCCAUCGUGCCUUGCAUUUCCAGUCUGGUAUACAUGACAACCAGUCAGUGUAUGUCCACUAGGGAUGACAUUACACCAUGAAACUUCAUGACGUUAAGGAAUUAUGAUGUAUUUAUGACACAGUUCUGUGGUGUUUACAUCUGAUUGGAUAAUCCUCCGCUCUGGGAUCGCCCAAUCACAUCCCACCAUUUCUUGCACUUCCUGUUUCAGGUGACACUCGGUCAAAGUGUCUCCAUGAAGGAUGACAUCACAUCGUUAAACUGUGCCAUCAUUAUGACAUCACAGUGCCUAGCAGACCUUUCACUGUGUGCUGUUCCAUGGUGCCUGAAGCUGAGUGGCUAAUGCUGUGCUUUAGUUUUGUCCAGUUACUUUUGAGAAAAGACUUAGUAGGAUGUACAGAUUUAAAAAUGAAGUUGUGGUUGCCUUGACAGCAGUUGCUAUGGUAAAUUUGUUGCCAUUGACACCUUCAUAACAUCACAGCUUUUUCCCUUUCCCUGAUGGUUUGGACCAAUCAGGAUGCAGGCAGCAGGACGGAGGUGACCUGUAGCCUUUUAGCCAUGAACUUUGACCUUAAAUUUUGCCACAGAAACACGCUGCCACUUCACAUUCUGGGAUUUUAACAAUGGAAUCUUCAUAUUGAAGGUCCGUUAUAUUUGAAUGAGCCGAUGAUUAUUUUGUAUAAUUUUUUUUGUAUGAAAUAAAUGAUUUGAAUAAAAUAUAAAAAGAGAAAUGAUUUGAGAA